Molecule: messenger RNA, 771 nt
Organism: Lodderomyces parapsilosis
Lineage: Eukaryota; Fungi; Ascomycota; Pichiomycetes; Serinales; Debaryomycetaceae
Gene: TRS33
Product: Trs33p
Exons: 1
Coding region: 1-771 (256 amino acids)
Biological process (GO): endoplasmic reticulum to Golgi vesicle-mediated transport; regulation of GTPase activity
Cellular component (GO): cis-Golgi network; trans-Golgi network; TRAPP complex
Source: RefSeq, a predicted model, not a curated record
AUGACCGAAGACAUUCAUCAAUCUCAGAUAAGCUACUCCAGUUUUGAAUUCCUUCUUCAGGAACUUGUCCCAACUUCAAUCCGUGUAUCAAAGACGCUAUCAAUACAAUCAUCCAAACCAUCAUCAAUAACAUCAGAAUCGGAAUCAAAAUCAGACGCAACAUCUACAUCAGCCUCUCAAGAAAGUGAAGAGGAUCAAUCCAAUACCACGCAUCAAACAAGAAUAGACACUCAAUUGUCACCAUUUCCCAAUGAUCUUCCAGGAACUGUUAAUAUACUAGACACACCAUCCCUUCCUACUGACGAAGUCACCAUUCGCAUUGAAACACUUGGCUAUAACCUUGGUCUCAAAAUAGCCGAAUUACUACUCUACCAAAACUCAUCAACGAAAAUCAUUGAUAUCUUGGAUAUAAUGAAGUUCAUAUGUCGUGAUGUAUGGAAAUGUUUUUAUAAUAAGCAAAUCGAUAAUUUACGAACUAAUCAUAGAGGUACUUUUGUCUUGAUUGAUAACAAUUACAAAUUGAUUAGUCAGUUUAGUAGUCCAAGUGUUUCGGGAGUUGGUGGUGGUGGAGCUAAUGCUGCUGCUGCUGCUGCUGCUGCUGCUGCUUCUUCAGAUCACGAUACGUUGAAAAAAUCCAAAGUCUAUCUUUGGUUUCCCUGUGGUGUGAUUAGAGGGAUUUUGAUGAGUUUUGGUGUAGAAAGUAAUGUAUCGGCUGAAAUCACCCUGUUUCCAUCAGUCAUGUUUAAUAUCCACACAAGUAUUAAUAACUAG